AUAUAUUUUAUUGUUUAAAUCAUAUUUUUAAUACUCUACGAACCACGUGAUUUUCAGCACCAAAUGAGAUUUAUAUCCGAUGGGUGCGUUUGUUUUUCUCCUCUGCUCGUGCCUGUCUGCAGUCUACCGAGUCUUCACCGUGGCAACGACGUCGACAAACACCACCGCUCGCUUUUCGUUGGUUCCGCGGGUAGUUAAAUCAAACACCCCGCUUCGGUGACGGCCGCUAGUGUGAAUGUUGUUAGCUAGAACCCAUAUAUUUAUCCUACUUUAUUAUCUAGUAUUUGUCAGAUAUAUGAGGUUUUUUUUUUUUAAAUCCCCGGCCGGUAUUUCGUGAAUGGUUAAUUCCACCGACUGAGCUCCUUCGUACAUGAUAGAGAGGCGAAAACAGGCGUUUCUUCUCGUCAAAAAUACACAGAAGCCAAAUGGUGAGUGAUAACAGAUGUCCGUAUGAGUGUGUUUGUGUUGACACAUCCGUGCCUCCACCUGUGUGUGUGUGUGUGUCCUACCACCAAGGCAACCAGUGCCAAGAGGCCAUCUCUGCAGGGUCCGGUGCCCCCUCCCCGGAAGAAGACAGCCCCCAAGCCGGAGUUGACAGAGGAGCAGAAGCAGGAGAUCAGAGAGGCCUUCGAGCUCUUCGACACUGAUGGGUCUGGAUACAUCGACGUGAAGGAGCUGAAGGUGGCAAUGAGAGCUCUGGGCUUUGAACCAAAGAAAGAGGAGAUCAAGAAGAUGAUYGCAGAGGUGGAUAAGGAAAGCACAGGAAAAAUCUCCUUCAGUGACUUCCUGUCAGUCAUGACACAGAAAAUGGCGGAGAAGGAUUCCAAAGAGGAGAUCAUGAAGGCUUUCAGGCUGUUUGACGAYGACGAGACGGGCAAGAUCUCCUUCAAGAACCUGAAGCGAGUGGCCAAAGAGCUGGGAGAGAACCUGACAGACGAGGAGCUGCAGGAGAUGAUCGACGAAGCCGACCGGGACGGAGACGGAGAAGUGAACGAGCAGGAGUUCCUGCGGAUCAUGAAGAAAACCUGCCUGUACUGACGCACCAGUGUGACGUCAGGGGCGGCGAUGCGAAGUCGAUCUGACCAGAUUGAAAUAGUGUUUAUAUGUAACGCAGUGUGUUUGGAAAACUCUUACAGCUAUGUUGUGCCAUUCACUUUACCUGAAACCAGUCAGACUUAGUCAGCCAUCGCAGGCAAGCUAAGUUGACAUUAAUGAAAAUGUAGUUUAUUUAUUGCUUAAAUACUCAAAGUAGCUGCAGGAGAAGCAGCGACCAACACGAUACAUUCCAAGGCUUUAUUUGAUGGCAGAACUUGUGCGUUAUGUUCAACCAAUCUGCAGAUAAUUUAUGCUAGGUGUUGUGUUUUGACUCAGUUUUAAGAAAUUUGUAAGGAUUAUUGUCAGACGAGCAGGAAGUGCUCCUUUCUGACCUGUGCCUCCUAAUGAUGAGACCGUCACGUUUAAAGAAAUGACUCGACAAACCUCACAGACCUGCAAACCCUCCACCUUUAAGCUAUGAAUGUUGCUGGAUUUAUCCAUGAAGUAUUUAUCCUUCUGUUGUGCACAUUUCCUGUUUUGUAUAUUGUGAACUGAUGAGUAAUUAUACACCGUACAGAGUAAUUAAAUAUAAUGAAGCAGUUUA
Molecule: messenger RNA, 1639 nt
Organism: Austrofundulus limnaeus
Lineage: Eukaryota; Metazoa; Chordata; Actinopteri; Cyprinodontiformes; Rivulidae
Gene: cetn2
Product: centrin, EF-hand protein, 2
Exons: 4
Coding region: 451-1038 (195 amino acids)
Cellular component (GO): myosin II complex
Molecular function (GO): calcium ion binding
Source: RefSeq, a predicted model, not a curated record